GCGCAUACAGUCAUCUAUCAAUUGGUGCCGCACUACACGCUUUCUUCCACCGAUAUACCCUCUUUUCACGCUUUUCACGAAAACAAUCAUGGCUUCGCAAAAGAAAGUCGCAGAGAACAUGCUUUGGGGAGGACGGUUCACACAGGGCCUUGACCCAGUCAUGGAGCAGUACAACGCCUCCCUGCCCUACGACCGCCUCUUCUACGCCCAGGACAUCGCCGGCAGCAUCGCAUUCGCCCGCGCCAACAUGAACAACGGCAUCUUGACCCAGGAUGAAUUCGCAGCCAUUGAGAAGGGCUUCGCACAGAUCAAGGAAGAGUGGGCUUCGAACAGCUUCGAAGUCAAGGCCAACGACGAGGACAUACACACCGCGAACGAGCGUCGGCUGAGCGAGAUCAUCGGCAAGGACAUUGGCGGGAAGCUGCACACGGGCCGGAGUCGCAACGAGCAGGUCGCGACCGACAUGCGGCUGUGGCUGCGCGAGGAGCUGCGGACGCUCGAGAGCUACCUGGCACAGCUGAUCAAGACGAGCGUGCAGCGCGCAGAGGCCGAGAUCGACGUCCUGAUGCCGGGCUACACGCACCUUCAGAAGGCGCAGCCCGUCCGCUGGUCCCACUGGGUGCUUUCCCACGCGACCGCCUUCUCCCAGGAGCUCGAGCGUCUCCGCGAGGUCAUCAAGCGCGUCAACCGCUCGCCGCUCGGCUGCGGCGCCCUUGCCGGCAACCCCUUCAACAUCGACCGCCAUGCCAUGGCCAAGGAGCUCGGCUUCGAGGCCCUCCUGCCCAACUCCCUCAACGCCGUCGGCGACCGUGACUUCGUCUUCGAGACGCUGCAGUGGGGCUCCAGCUUCAUGCUGAAGAUGUCGCGGUGGGCGGAGGACCUGAUCAUCUACUCGAGCUUGGAGUUCGGCUUCGUCCGCCUUGCAGACGCCUACUCCACCGGCAGCUCGCUCAUGCCGCAGAAGAAGAACGCAGACUCGCUCGAGCUCAUCAGGGGCAAGUCGGGCCGCGCGUUCGGGCACAUGGCUGGUCUGUACGUCACCAUCAAGGGCCUGCCCACGACCUACAACAAGGACCUGCAGGAGUCUGUCGAGCCGCUCAUCGACCACAUCAAGACCGUCGGCGACUCGAUGCAGAUUGCCACGGGCGUUCUGUCGACGCUCACCAUCAACCCGGAGAAGAUGAUGGCUGCGCUGGCGCCCGAGAUGCUGGCGACUGAGUUCGCGGACUACCUCGUCAGGAAGGGGGUGCCGUUCCGCGAGGGCCACCAUAUCUCGGGACGUGUUGUUGCGUUGGCGGAGACGGAGAAUGUGCCCAUGGACAAGCUGAGCUUGGAGCAGCUAAAGGGCAUCGAUUCGCGGCUAGGCGACGAUGUGGUCGAGUGCCUGGACUACGAGCGUGCGGUGGAGUUGAAGAACGCGACGGGCGGAACCAGCAAGAGCGCGGUGAGGGAGCAGAUUGAGAUGCUGAAGAAGCAGCUCUAGAGGCUAUCCGGCGCAUCUAAAAGGAUGGUAGAAGAAAACUUGACGCAAGAUUAUGAAUAGAUGAAUACCCUUACCGCAG
This is a messenger RNA of Paraphaeosphaeria sporulosa, 1562 nucleotides long. RefSeq names its product argininosuccinate lyase. The transcript has 2 exons. Gene Ontology annotation, cellular component: cytosol. NCBI's taxonomy places the organism in Eukaryota, Fungi, Ascomycota, Dothideomycetes, Pleosporales, Didymosphaeriaceae. Bases 89 to 1483 code for a protein of 464 amino acids. Gene Ontology annotation, molecular function: argininosuccinate lyase activity. The record is from RefSeq and is a predicted model, not a curated record.